GGUAAAGUGCGCCCCGGUAUCCGCCCAUAUUCGCUUAAAGGAGGCCAACCUGAGCAGCUAGGCCGGACGCUGGAUCAAAUGGAAAGUUCAAUCGAUUAAUUUUACCCACUUUUUUUUUUUCCUCGCAUGUACCCUUGCUUUGCUUCUCGGAGGGGAAAACAAAAAAAAAGAGAAAAGACGAGGUAGACCGACGUAAAUGCGGGCGUUUCGGUGUGAAAUAGGAAAUGCAGAGAUCGUGUGAAACGAGAGGAUUAUCAGCUUGACUUCUUUUGGUCGCUACUUUCGGACGCGGAACUCCACUCGCUAAAAGGUGAAUCAUGACAGAGUAUAAGCUGGUAGUGGUGGGAGCUGGUGGCGUUGGCAAGAGCGCACUUACUAUUCAGCUCAUCCAGAAUCACUUUGUGGAUGAAUAUGACCCCACCAUUGAGGACUCCUACAGAAAGCAGGUAGUGAUCGACGGAGAGACAUGUCUGCUGGACAUCCUGGACACUGCAGGUCAGGAGGAGUACAGCGCCAUGAGGGAUCAGUACAUGAGGACAGGAGAGGGCUUCCUCUGUGUCUUUGCCAUCAACAACACCAAGUCCUUUGAGGACAUUCACCACUAUAGAGAACAGAUUAAGCGGGUGAAGGACUCCGAAGAUGUCCCCAUGGUGUUGGUGGGGAACAAGUGUGACCUCCCGUCCCGGACAGUGGACACCAAGCAGGCUCAGGACUUAGCACGCAGCUACGGCAUUCCCUUUAUUGAGACCUCAGCCAAAACCAGACAGAGAGUGGAAGAUGCCUUUUACACUCUGGUACGGGAGAUCAGGCUGUACCGGCUCAAUAAGCUCAGCAAGGAAGAAAAGACUCCGCGCUGUGUCAAGCUUAAAAAGUGUGUUGUGAUGUGAAAGGGGGCGUUGAUGAUGCCUUUUACACAUUAGUGCGAGAAAUCCGGAAGCAUAAGGAGAAGAUGAGCAAGGAGGGCAAAAAGAAGAAAAAGAAGUCCAAGACAAAGUGUACACUUAUGUGAAUAAUCACCCCUUUUCAAGACAGACUUAAAAAAAAAAAGAAAAAAAAAACUAUGUUGAACAGUUAAAGUAAUACAUUUUGUACAUUACACUAAAUUAUUAGCCUCUUUCUCAAUACCCACCAUACUGAAUACUAAACCUGACCCAAUAUCUCUGCCUUUCUGUUAUUUGCUACUCGGACACCAAUAAGCUUUAUUUUUUUCAGUUUAGUGCCAGUUGCCCACAUGUGUUGGUCCAACAGCCUGUUUUUUUUUUUUUUUUUUAUUUGAAUAGGAUGAUGUCAAUCUGAUUUUUUUUUUUUUCUCUAUAACGGCGGAGCUGUGAGCUAAUUGCAUCACAACUCAUGUAUGACAAAUUAUUCAUUAACAAUUUACUGUUUUUUUGUUUUUUUUUUCCUUUGCUUAAAAGGUCAUGACUUGCAAAAAGUUCUGUAAUGCCCUUUUUAAGUAUGGGAUGCCAAAGAAACGAGUUUUCAUCCCGAUUUUUACGUCGACAGUACAGAUAUGAAGAAAGGACCAACAUUCAGCCAGAUGAGAUCCAAAUGUCCCAGCCACUGUGUAAUUUCCCAUCUCUAAUGACCUCUAGGUAUGACUUAGUUAUGUCACUGAUAUAAGUAUGCAUGCAAACUCCUACUCUUCUCCGAAUGUUUUAACACCCUAAUUAGCUAUUAAUUAAUUUUCAAUUUGUCAAUGCUUUGUACUGUGUGGGGAGUGAUUUCAUGCCUACAUGAGACAUUUGUUUUUCUUCUUUCUUUUUGCAUGCGUUGUGUCCUUAAAGACAUGGGUAUUGCAAAUCUGCCUCUGGUUGAUGUGUUUUUGAAAAGAGCCAGCAACAAGGAACUCUGACCCAAGCGGACAUCAUACAGUUUUUCAGGUUUAUAUAAAGUAAUCAGUACUUGGUUUUUGUGAGAAGGAAAUCAGCCACUUCUUGCUUGAUUUAAUGACACAUUCAGAGAUCCAGAUUUUUUUUUUUUUUCUCUCUCCACCCGUUUUGUGAUAAUAUUAAAACGGGACUAACAGCCAGGUUUUGUGUUGGCCGUGCAGAGUCGGUUUAUGUUGCAGGGAUUCACGCCUCCUCACAAUCGAAUGUCUAACAGCUUUUUUUGACCUCACUGGUCACCUUUCCUGCUUUUUUUUCUCUUUACUGUAAACUUAUUGACUGCAGGAUCAUUUUUAAUUCAUCCUGACAAUAAUCAUUUCAUUGCUGCUUGUUACAAAACAAACUCUCCCUUCGACAUCCUCCUGAUUGAGGCUAACAUUUUAAUCUUUAUUCAAUGUUGCUAAAUUUGAGGAUUCAUGAUUCUUCAGUAGCCGUGGAGGUGUCAUGCCUUACACAUUUCCUAAGCUGUUGGCUCGUUCGCUUGCGACUAGCCAGAAAGCAGAUUGCAACUUUUUUUUGUUUUGUUUUGUGCUUUUUUUUUUUUUUUUUUUUUUUUUUUUAAAGCUGCUUUCAGGAAUAUUUCUCUUGGUGUGGUGUCACAGAGGUUGUUCCAUAUGUUGUCCAAAUGGAUUUUCAAAUUCUUCCUUUAGCAGAGCUUCUGAAAGAGUCUUUUAUUGCGGAAGAAUUUCCUAAAGUGUUGAAUCUGUUUUGGUGUACUGCCUUUCAACAGAAAUGAUUGUCCAGCAAAGUUAAUUUGUCAUUUUCUCUCUCACAAAGCUCGUGUAUCGUGGUGAUGUAACUGGAACUGAUGUUUGUAAAUGAGGCAAUAAUUUGCCAUAAAAUUGGUUUUUAGAGAAAAUUGUCUGAAUUUAUAUUAAAAAAAGGCCAAGUUUUCCUUCCAAGGUCAACACAUAAUUCACCAUUUCCAUCAUAUUUACACGCUGUUCCCCCGGGGAUUUUGUUUUGCCUUUUAUGUUUGCAUUAGGUGCUACAUUUAGACGGUAGAAAGAGCCGAGACAACAUUUGCUUUGUCCUGCGUGUGUGUGUGCUCGAGAAAUACACAAAAUGCUCUUUUAGCGGAGAGAUGUUAUUGACACAGAAAAUCCAGACAUGACACAUUUUUGCUUUCAGGAGUAAUGAAUUUUGACCCAAUUUAUUAUUACCUCUCUCUUUUUUUUUUUGUUUUCAUGAAGUAGAUAAUAACUGUUAAUGCAAUUUUAAUUAUGGAACCCUCUUGUUAACAAUACUGUUUCAAAAGUAGUUUUACUGAAAUGUUCCUCUUCCUUUAUUGCGUGCCAACAGCUGAUUUCUGAAAUGUAUCAUUUAUACCUGGAUCAUAUUUUAACAACCUUUGUAUAGUUGUGAUACUGAAAGGUGCAUAUUUUGUAAAUUGUGCUUCAUUUCGUUGGUGUGUCUAAAUGAAUGUUGCUUUAAUGGAGUUUCACUCCGCUCUGUGUAUGUGACUAGAGAGUGUGACUGGGUCCAGGUCUAGGGAAGUGAAUGAAUGACCACUUUACAACACACCUGUUGUGGGCAGUGUAGAGUGGUGAUCUGAUCUCAAAUGAGUCUAUUUUUUGCCAUGAAUCUCACCACUCCUAUUUAAUGUGUAAUAAAGAACAAAGUAAAGAGGAA
Molecule: messenger RNA, 3518 nt
Organism: Acanthopagrus latus (yellowfin seabream)
Lineage: Eukaryota; Metazoa; Chordata; Actinopteri; Spariformes; Sparidae
Gene: kras
Product: v-Ki-ras2 Kirsten rat sarcoma viral oncogene homolog
Exons: 6
Coding region: 318-887 (189 amino acids)
Biological process (GO): Ras protein signal transduction
Cellular component (GO): plasma membrane
Molecular function (GO): GDP binding; GTP binding; GTPase activity
Source: RefSeq, a predicted model, not a curated record